Prosopis cineraria is the source of this 3137-nucleotide messenger RNA. Its product is annotated as pentatricopeptide repeat-containing protein At1g71460, chloroplastic. Gene Ontology annotation, molecular function: protein binding; RNA binding. Lineage: Eukaryota; Viridiplantae; Streptophyta; Magnoliopsida; Fabales; Fabaceae. The coding region runs from base 821 to 2899 and encodes 692 amino acids. The transcript is spliced from 5 exons. The record is from RefSeq and is a predicted model, not a curated record. Gene Ontology annotation, biological process: RNA modification.
ACCUCUGACAAAUAUCCUCGAUCCAUCUUCCCUCCUUUGCCUCAUCUGAAACAUUAUUUUGGCCAUCCAUACUGAAACAUUCUUCAUUUUCUUCCCUCACGAAACGGCCAGCAUUUCAAGUCGUUAGAUUCUUCGUCCUCCACUUCUCUCUUCCUUGGCCUCCUUCCCUCAGUCUCCUCUGUUACUCCAUGGGUGCUGGCUUUGUUGUUCUGAUGGAUGAAAUGACGUUAAUGUGAAGCCGUGAACAUUGCUGAACGAAGAGGAGGAGCAUAGAUGGAAAAGGGUUGAGGGCAAAGCUUUUUGAUUUUACAAUCACGUAGCCUUAUAGAAACUACUGUUCGCAAGCCAAUUCUAUCUCGCUGGUCACUCUCAGUUUCAAACUCCGAAGACCCAGAUCGAGUUCGGCCAAUCUCUUCUUCUGGUCAUCGUCGUCUCUCUCUCCUAUCUCCUCCAAGUCUUCAACUCUUGAUCUUCGACUUCGAAUUCGUCUUCAACUUUUGAUUUUCGACUUCGUCUUUCCUCUUCGGUCUUUGCUGCUCAAGCAUUGCUGUCACUGACACAUUGUUCAAAGGCUCAGACUCACUGUUCUCCAUUGGGAUUUGCAUUUUGUUGUGGUUCAGCUCAAGCUUUUGCUGUUGCUCAAACAGCACUUUCAGUUCGAGUUCUGUCCUAGUUGUUGCCUGCUUCUUUCUCUUGGCUCUCUUCUUGCUUAUUUCAUUCUCCAGUGGAGGCAUAGUGAAGUGAAGCUGUAGCGGAGGGAAGCUGGAUGCAUCAUUUGGCUGCUAUCCAACUUUAAAUUGGACACUUGUCAAUAAGGUCCAUGGAAAACUCAAUUUCAGCCAUUACAACACUAUCUCUACAGUUCCAUUGUUUCCACUCAAACACCAAAACCAGUGGCGAACAUAACAAUUUCCGCAUCUUCAAGUUCAGGGCUUCCACUCAAUCUCUCUCAAUUUCUUGUGAAGCACCUCCAACGCUUGACUGCAAAAUACGCAAAUUCUCCUCUGAGAAGGUGAAACCUUUUGCAGAAAAAGAUGCAUUCCCUUCAUCAUUACCCCUCCACAACAAAAACCCACGUUCCAUCUACAAGGACAUCAAGAAAUUUGCUAAGGAGAACCAGCUGCGAAAGGCUCUUAUCAUCUUGGACUACAUGGACCAACGGGGUAUCCCUGUGAACCCCACGACAUUCUCUACCUUAAUUGCUGCUUGUAUUCGCACCAAAUCCUUGAAAGAGGGAAGAGAGAUUCAUACCCAUAUUCGGAUUAAUGGGCUAGAAAAAAAUGAAUUUUUACGCACAAAACUUGUCCACAUGUACACAUCUUGUGGCUCAAUGGAAGAAGCUAAACAAUUAUUUGAGGAUUGCUCUUGUUGGAGUGUAUAUCCAUGGAAUGCCUUGCUUAGAGGAACUGUGAUUUCUGGUAAGAAGCAAUAUCGCAAUGUGCUUGCAACUUUUUCAGAAAUGCGUGCAUUGGGGAUUGAAUUGAAUGUAUACUCUUUCUCUAGUGUUAUCAAAAGCAUUGCUGGUGCGCCUGCACUUUUUCAAGGAUUGAAGACUCACGCCCUUUUAAUUAAGAAUGGUUUAGUUGAUAGUUCAAUUCUGCGGACAAGUUUGAUUGAUAUGUAUUUUAAGUGUGGCAAGGUUAGGCUUGCCCACCGUGUGUUUGAGGAAACUCUUGAGAGAGAUGUUGUUGUGUGGGGAGCAAUGAUUGCUGGUUUUGCACAUAACAGGUUACAUAGGGAAGCAUUGGAGUAUGUAAGGUGGAUGGUGGAGGAAGGAAGAAAGCCAAAUUCAGUUAUAAUGACCAUUAUUCUUCCUGCGGUUGGUGAGGUUUGUGCACGAAGGCUAGGGCAGGAGGUUCAUGCUUACGUACUGAAAACAAAAUCAUAUUCUAAGCAAGUACCAAUUCAAUCUGCUUUAAUUGAUAUGUAUUGCAAGUGUGGGGACCUGAGCUCAGGAAGACGAGUGUUUUAUAGCUCAAUGGAGAGAAAUGUCAUUUGUUGGACUGCCCUGAUGUCAGGUUAUGCCACUAAUGGGAGACUAGAGCAGGCACUAAGAUCUACAAUUUGGAUGCAGCAAGAAGGGUUCAGGCCUGAUAUUGUCACAGUUGCUACUGCUCUUCCAAUUUGUGCUGAGUUAAGGGCUCUAAAACAAGGGAAGGAGAUUCAUGCUUAUUCCUUGAGAAACGGGUUUUUGCCUAAUGUAUCUAUAGUCUCUUCAUUGAUGGUAAUGUACUCCAAGUGCCAAAUGAUUGAUUGCUCUACAAAACUAUUUGAUCACUUGGAGCACAGAAACGUGAUUUUGUGGACAGCCAUGAUUGAUUCAUUUAUAGAAAAUGGGAAUUUAUAUGAAGCACUUAAUGUGACUAGGUCAAUGCAAUUGUCAAAGCAGCGGCCAGACUCAGUUACCAUAGCGAGGAUGCUGAGUGUUUGUGGUGAACUCAAACUUUCAAAGCUUGGGAAGGAGAUUCAUGGCCAGAUCUUGAAAAAGGAUCUUUCAUCUGUUCAUUAUGUCUCUGCUGAAGUUAUCAAUAUGUAUGGGACUUGUGGGGAUGUUACUAAAGCAAAGUUGGUCUUUGAUGCUGUCCCUGUGAAGGGUUCAAUGACAUGGACUGCUCUUAUAAAGUCAUACGGUUAUAAUGAAUUGUAUCAAGAUGCAAUUGACCUUUUUUAUCAGAUGAAAUCAAAAGGUUUUUCUCCAAACCACUUCACUUUCCAAGCAACUCUAUCUCUAUGUGAGGGAGCUGGAUUUGUUGAUGAAGCUUGUAGUAUCUUUAAUUUAAUGUUGAGUAGAUAUAAGAUUGAAGCAUCUAGAGAACACUAUGUUAUAAUGAUCCGACUUUUGACACGUUAUGGUCGACUGGUGGAGGCUCAAAGAUACAUAGAAAUGAGUUCUUUGUAGCGAAGGUUGAUAAGAUUCUGUGUAUCAGAUACAUACAUUGUCAAACAAUCCUACAUUCUGUUUUUGAAUCACAAGCAGCAUGGACAUUUGUAUAGACAUAUUAACGAUGUGAGAAAAUUGUAAUUAUGUGUAUCAUACUCCUACUAGAUGUUCCACUCUUUCACUUGAAAACUCAUGGUGAUUAGCCAGUUCUCUUCCGAGGGUAAGUAAACUAUGGAAAAUUACUUUAAUGAUGUUU